Molecule: messenger RNA, 513 nt
Organism: Metarhizium robertsii ARSEF 23
Lineage: Eukaryota; Fungi; Ascomycota; Sordariomycetes; Hypocreales; Clavicipitaceae
Product: methyl transferase
Exons: 1
Coding region: 1-513 (170 amino acids)
Biological process (GO): nucleoside metabolic process
Molecular function (GO): catalytic activity
Source: RefSeq, a predicted model, not a curated record
AUGGCGAUGCCGUCGGCCAAGAGUUUCCGGAUUGGCACCCUGAACGUGGAAUUCAACGCCGUAACCUCCAUGCUGGACGACGUAUUCGGCCAAGACGUACGCUUCAGAAAAAGCAUCUUGACGUGCGGUCGCAUAAGUGCUCACAAUGUCGUCGUUGUGCCUCUGCCGUCGGGAUCAACCGGUACCAUGUCGGCUUCCACAGAGCUCAACCAAAUGAAGAGCAAGUUCUCCAGCAUCAAGUUUGACGCAUUAAUGGUUGGAAUUGGCGGCGGCGCGCCUGGCACGAAACGUGACGUUGGACUUGGCGACACUGCCGUCAGCGAGCCUGACGCCAGGUUCGGCGGCGUGGUGCAAUAUGAUUUUGGAAAAAUUAUCCACCACGGACAGUUUGUGCUACACGGCGGCACCUUGAACAAGCCCCCGAGAGCUCUGUUGAGCGCCAUGCUUAGACUGAAGGCGAAAGAAGCAAAUGGCGAAUCCGGCCUCAUGGAGCAUGUCAAGGCCAUAAUGUGA